This is a messenger RNA of Arachis stenosperma, 1410 nucleotides long. RefSeq lists its product as uncharacterized. The record is from RefSeq and is a predicted model, not a curated record. The transcript has 3 exons. Gene Ontology annotation, molecular function: nucleic acid binding; zinc ion binding. Lineage: Eukaryota; Viridiplantae; Streptophyta; Magnoliopsida; Fabales; Fabaceae. Bases 1 to 1410 code for a protein of 469 amino acids.
AUGACUUAUGAUGACUUGAGAGGAAAUUUACUUGCGUUUGGUAACACUUAUUUGAAAAAGGACACAAAAAUAAAAGGAUUAGCUCUCAAAUCUGUUACUAACCCUCGGGAUGAUGAAUUCAGUGAUAACUCUUCUGAAAAUGAAUUUGUUUUGUUUGUAAAAAAAUUUAGGAAAAUGGUGAAACUGAAGGAAAGAAGCAAAAGAAACAGCUCAAGGAAACAAAAGAAAGAUUUCAGCAAAGUGAUCUGCUACAAUUGCAAAGAGACUGGGCAUUUCAAAUCCGAUUGCCCUAAGUUAAAGAAGGAGGAGAAGCCAAAGAAGGGAAAGAAGAAAGGACUGAUGGCUUCAUGGGAAGACUUAGAGAACGACUCAGAAGAAGAUGAACAAUCAGAAACCAAGUCUCAAACGUGUCUCAUGGCAGAUCAUGUUGAACAGGUAGUAUUUCAUUACCCUGACACUGAAGAUCUUCAUCUCACAAUCGAUCAUCUUUCUGGAAAAAUUAGAUGCUUCUUGCUUGAAAACCAAGAUCUUGAAUCACAAAUCACUAUCCUUAAAGCUGAAAAUAGUUUUCUCAAAGAUAAAUUAAGGGAGGCUGAAACUGCUAUUGAACUUGUUGAAGAAAACAAGCAGUUAAAAGCUCAACUUAAAAGUUGUGAAUACCACCAUUCUGUGACCGCAAAUCUGAACUACUUUGAAGAAAAUGAUUGGCUGCAUAAAGAGAUAAGAAGGCUUAAAGAAGACUUAGCCAAGUUUACUCAAAGUUCUAAAAAUCUAAAUCAACUCUUGACUAGUCAAAAACUUCUUUAUGAUAAAACUGGUUUGGGUUUUCAUAAAGCCUUAAAAUCUGUUUGCCUAGCAUCCAAGCGGAAGGACAAUAUGUGGUACAUGGAUAGUGGAUGCUCUAGGCAUAUGACCGGAAAGGCAACCUUCUUCAUUAAGCUUGAUGAGUAUGAUGGAGGGUUUGUCACUUUCGGUGACAAUGGAAAAGGAAAAAUAGUGGCCAUUGGAAAAGCUGAAGCUGUAAAUACAGCAUGUUAUAUUUUGAAUAGAACUAUCAUUAGAAAGGGUUUAAAGAAAACCCCUUAUGAGCUAUGGAAAGGAACCCCUCCUAAUCUUAAGUACUUCCAUGUUUUUGGAUGCAAAUGCUUUGUACUUAACAAUAAAGAAAAUCUGGGUACAUUUGAUCCAAUGUCCUAUGAGAGAAUGUUUGUUGGAUACUCCACCACUAGCAAGGCCUAUAGAAUUUACCUUAAGGAACAUAGAACCAUAGAGAAAUCCAUACAUGUGUCUAUUUGUGAUUCUAAUUCAAUUCCAAGUGUUAUGGUAGAUGAUGAUGAUGAUGCAGGUUGUGAAGAUUUUAUCAAUCAGGAAGGAAGUGAAGAAAAUCCCAAAUCUGUCCCAAGUGAAUAA